Molecule: messenger RNA, 1497 nt
Organism: Funneliformis mosseae
Lineage: Eukaryota; Fungi; Glomeromycota; Glomeromycetes; Glomerales; Glomeraceae
Source: the annotation of a GenBank genome assembly
AUGUAUUCUUCCUUAUUUUCAUCACCACCUUUCAAUAAGUUUGCUGGUUUUAUCCUUUAUGGUCUAUUAUCGGUAGCGUUAAUAACGUUAGCACAGGAAGAUAGUAUAGGGAAUGAGAAUCCCAAAAGUUGUAUAGUAGAACCCUUAGAGCCAGUGGAGGAAGCGAAUAAGCAAAAAACGAUAGGAUAUGUUCAACUGUUUGGCACAGGUCUACCAAAAAUACCAUGGAAUAAUUAUGAUUAUAUAAAUGUUAUUGCAUUUCCGAAGGAUGGUGAUGGCAAAGGGUAUAGUAUUUAUUACCCAAAUGAUGAAAAUAAAUUAAAACCCAUAGAUGAUUUGAGAGAAUCUAGAACCAAAGCUAAAGCAACUACAAAAAUUCUUCUUUCAAUAAGAAAUUAUAAUGUUGAUCAAUGGCCGCAAGAUGAUGCCAAUUAUCAAAGAAUUAUUACCGACACAAUUAAUACUAUAAACGAUCAUGAGUUAGAUGGUAUAGACAUUGAAUAUCCAGGAAUGAGAGGAAGCCUUUAUGUAAUUGGAAAUUUAAAAGAAAUUGAUUAUUUUAACAUUGAAACUUAUCAUAAUGCUUUAUAUCAAAACUUAAAAGCGCCGCCAGCAGAAGUUAACAACUAUAAAUCAUAUCCAAAUUCUCCAUUAGAUGUAUACAAAAAAGCAUAUAAAGAUUGGCGUAAUAUUGGGGUUGAUAGUAAAAAAAUAAUUAUGGGUGUAGAUUUUGGGAAUACUCUUCAAAUGGUAUCUAACGAAACUAUUCAACAAAUUCAGACUGUUGAAUUUCCCAAAUCUACCUAUGAUUUUAAGAAGCUAGACAUGCAGAAUCAAAUCCAACAAAUCAGAAAUUUUUGUCCUAAUGCUGAAUCUAAUAUAUAUUCAUGGCCAUGGAAAUAUCUUUCAAAUAUCGUUCUAAAUUCAACGGAUGAAUUUUGUACUAUCAAUACGACUAAUCCCAAAUGGACACGUAAAUUUGAUCCAACAUAUAAUUCUGGUACUCCAUGGCUAUAUAACCUUGUUGAACCCGAAUUUUCUUUUUAUUUAUAUGUCUCUUAUGAAGAUAUUAGUUCAUUACGAAGUAAAUUAGAUUUUGCAAUGACUAAUUCAAUCGGAGGAAUGUCUAUAUCUGACGUUAGUCAUGAUGAUAACAAAACUACUUUAUCAAAUUUUAUGCAACCAAUACGUGGGUUUUCGGUUCCAUCAUCUGGAAGUUCAUCUUCAUCGAAUGGAUCAGGUAAUGGAAAAUCUAAAUCAAGUCCUAAUGAUUCAGUUAUUAUUAAGAAAAAUAAAGCCGGACUUAUCGCCGGAUCAGUUAUUGGAGUUAUAUUUGGUCUACUUUUAUUGGGAAGUUGCUCGUACAUGUAUCGUCAAAAAAUUCUUCUUAAACCCGAUGCUGGAUAUAUUAAUUCAGAAUCAUCUUCAAAUCGAGUUGUUUCUUCGACUACUAUACAACAUGAUCGUCGGAUCAUCGAUCAUCUAACUAUCGAAUGA